This is a messenger RNA of Botrytis fragariae, 1338 nucleotides long. Its product is annotated as putative pyruvate dehydrogenase kinase protein. Bases 1 to 1338 code for a protein of 445 amino acids. Gene Ontology annotation, cellular component: mitochondrion. Gene Ontology annotation, biological process: regulation of glucose metabolic process; protein phosphorylation. The record is from RefSeq and is a predicted model, not a curated record. The transcript has 4 exons. Gene Ontology annotation, molecular function: pyruvate dehydrogenase (acetyl-transferring) kinase activity. Lineage: Eukaryota; Fungi; Ascomycota; Leotiomycetes; Helotiales; Sclerotiniaceae.
AUGUCGUGGAAGACAACUGAGAUGUUGAUGGAUACCAUCAAACAUUAUUCACAUUUCCCAGCUACGGGUGUGAGUCUGAGGCAGAUGGUACAGUUUGGAGAGAGGCCAUCUACAGGUACACUUUUCCGAGCAUCACAAUUCCUCUCGGAAGAACUUCCAAUACGACUUGCGCAUCGAGUGCAAGAACUAUCAGACUUGCCAGAUGGCCUCAAUGAGAUGCCCUCAAUCAAAAGGGUGAAGGAUUGCUCUAAUGGAAAUGGAAAAGGAAAAGAAUCAAAGUCGGCCGCAGCAAGAAGAUAUUUUGCCACAGUAGAAGAUAGUACCGACUGGCCCCCAGAACUUCACGAUUAUAACCAGAGAUUCGCACAAACCCUUAAUCAUAUAAAGAGGCGGCACGAUGGAGUUGUCACAACCGUCGCGCAAGGAAUACUCGAAUAUAAGCGGAAACGGCAACGCAUGCAGAUCGAUAAUAACAUACAAUCCUUCCUCGACCGUUUCUACAUGUCCCGUAUUGGCAUCAGAAUGCUCAUUGGACAACACAUAGCACUCACAGAUCAAAGUCACGAUAAAGAUCCUAAUUAUGUAGGCAUUAUAUGUACAAAAACCAAUGUUCGAGAUCUUGCGGAAGAAGCAAUCGAAAACGCUAGAUUUGUCUGCGAAGACCAUUACGGGCUCUUUGAUGCGCCAAAGAUUCAACUCGUGUGCCCUCCAAACCUUCAUUUUAUGUAUGUACCCGGCCAUCUCUCGCAUAUGCUCUUCGAAACUCUCAAAAAUUCCCUUCGAGCUGUUGUCGAAACACAUGGACAGGACAAACAAGAUUUUCCCGUCACAAAAGUCGUCGUCGCGGAGGGAAAAGAGGAUAUUACUAUCAAAAUCUCAGACGAGGGUGGCGGAAUACCUAGAAGUUCUAUACCUUUAGUUUGGACCUACAUGUAUACUACUGUGGACAGUACACCUAGUCUAGAUCCAGAUUUCGAUAAGAGUGAUUUCAAAGCUCCAAUGGCAGGAUUUGGUUAUGGUCUUCCGAUCUCAAGAUUAUAUGCUAGAUAUUUUGGAGGAGAUUUGAAGUUGAUUAUCAUGAGGGAUACCUGGAAAACACAGUCCUCUCCCGAUAUUGGCGGGGCGCGAGCUAGGGGGGGAGACGGUAUAUCCCGAGGAUUGACGCUGGGUCUAGGACAUAAACAAAUGAAUUUGAAAUUGGGCAAAGGAAAGGCAGGAAUAGGAAUGCGAGAGGUUUCGGAACGGAAACAGGUCGGCGAUGCGGAAAGUAUGAUUAAUGAGGGAAGAGGAGGGAGUGGAAUGGAAGGAGUCUUUAUGGGUGAAGGAGGGGAGGUUUAG